Phialemonium atrogriseum is the source of this 924-nucleotide messenger RNA. RefSeq lists its product as uncharacterized. The transcript has a single exon. The coding region runs from base 1 to 771 and encodes 256 amino acids. Lineage: Eukaryota; Fungi; Ascomycota; Sordariomycetes; Cephalothecales; Cephalothecaceae. The record is from RefSeq and is a predicted model, not a curated record.
AUGCUACGCUCAAUUCUCGCAACCUCCCUGUGCCUAGGUGGCGCGCUCGCCGCGCCCGUGGCGGAGACGACGUGCACGCGCGACUUCCUGAAGGCGCAGACGGACGCGUACGUCGCGGCGCAGGUGGCCGGCAAGCCGGACGGGCUGAAGGCGGCGUCGGACGCGGCGACGUACACGCAGAACUUCAAGGCGUCGACGCUGGCGUCGGGCAUCCUGGCGACGCCGCUGGCCGUGGCGCACAACCGCAGCACGUUCGACACGACGCAGUGCGCGACCUACACCGAGAUGAUUGUCACCGCCGGCACGCCGCACGUCAUCGGGACGCAGAUGCGCUUCGACAACAGCUCGGGCGCGCUCACAAAGGUCGAGACCCUCGUCACCUCCAAGGGCGACUGGCUCUUCGACGCGGCCGGGACGCUCAAGUACGCGUCGCAGGAGGACUGGGGCGAGAUCGCCGAGGACAAGCGCGACUCGCGCGAGGUCAUCCAGGCGGUCGGGGACGCGUAUCUGGACCUGUUCAACGACAAGAACGUCAAGGUGCCGUGGGGCACCCCGUGCGCCCGCCUCGAGGGCGGCUCGUACGUGCAGCCGUGCAGCGCCGGCAUCCCCAGCGGCAUCAAGCACGUCAACCGGAGGUACGUCAUCGACGAGGUCCUGGGCGCCGUCGACAUCAUGUUCGACUUUGCCGGCGCCGACCCCGACAGCCACGAGUUCCGCGUCGAGGGCGGGGACAUCCGCUUUGUGCAUACCAUUACCGUCAUGACUUCUUAGCUGUCGCGGCUGGUAGAGGUCGUCGGAUUGGCGGUGGGAAAAUCGGCGCGUGUCAUUGUGGAGUGUUGUAUGUAAAUAUCCUAGUUUCGAGUGUGGAAAUGCAGCGAACAGGCUGGAGUGACAGGGAGUUGGCAGCACCGAAUAUAGUUAUCG